This is a messenger RNA of Lentinula edodes (shiitake mushroom), 1170 nucleotides long. RefSeq lists its product as uncharacterized. The annotation marks the transcript as partial. The transcript has 2 exons. The record is from RefSeq and is a predicted model, not a curated record. NCBI's taxonomy places the organism in Eukaryota, Fungi, Basidiomycota, Agaricomycetes, Agaricales, Omphalotaceae.
AGAUCAGGAGUAUUAGGAAAGAACACUCUUGCUGCUGUCCGAGAGGACAUGGAAAAACUUCAAGUACCGUCGUGGAUGGCCGUUGCUCCUCGUCAUCCGGGCGAGGCCUCUCAGGGCAAAUUUACUGCCGACCAAUGGCGCGCAUUUUGCAACAUCAAUCUACCGAUCACCUUAAUCCGCCUCUGGGGAUCUUUGCCUCGCGAAGAACGCAGAUACAAGAUGCUCGUCAACUUUAUGCACCUCGUGACUGCCGUUCGUCUAGCUAACAUGAGGGUCAUGACAGAAGAUCGUGCACAGUCGUUCGAGCUUCACAUACGAACAUAUCUCGAGGGACUGAUUGGUUUUGGUACAAAUGAUCGCUCGGGUGGUUUGUAUCCACACACACGCCUGACCCCUUACCAGCAUAUGAUGGUUCAUUUCGGGAACCUCUUGCGCCUAUUCGGUCCAGUCCAUAGUUGGCGAUGUUUCCCCUUUGAACGGUUCAACUAUAUUUUACAAAACACAAGUACGAAUGAUCGACUCGACGAACUGGAAAAGACUAUGUUUACACGAUUCUGCAUGAUGCAGAGGCUGAAGUCUCUGUUUCAUGGAGAGGGACUCCCACCAAUUGUUGAUGAGCUAGUGACUUUAUAUCGGGACACUUUUGAAGAAUCAGAUUCUCGCGGAACUCGUAUAAACGACGCACUUGCCUUCGAAGACAUGUCCGAUUCGGAGAAUGUUGCGGAUUGGCCGGUCUCGUCACUGAAAAGGAUGAAGACAGAGACUUAUGACAAGGUCCUACGAUAUGGCACUGGUGAAAAAUGGCGCUUGUGGACUUCCGUUCGCACACACCACAGAAUCAAACGACGAGGUCUUACUUUUACCACCCGAGAACACUCGUUUCCCGACGCCCAAGUUGUUUUCAAUGAAGAAAGUGCCAACGAAUGGUGUGCCGGUUCUAUCAAGCGUAUCUUCACAGCUAUCUGGGAAUCGGACGGAAAGCGUGUUGGAAAAACAUUCGUCGAAAUUCAGCUAUACAAGCCACUAACCGAUUCACAUGCUCAGCUUGAUAACUAUCGCACUUUUGGGUUCGCUGGCGGUCGGCUUUUUUACGAUAUGCUCGAAGAGGAAGUCCUCCUUCUACCUCUAGAACUAAUAUCCUCCCAUUUUGGAUACACAUUACAACCUGAG